AUGUCAACAACAACAGCGUCAGAAAUGAAUGUUAUGUCACCUACUGGAUCAUCGAUUGCAGUGGCUGAGUUGGUAGAGACUACAGAGGAAUAUAGAUCAUUAAUGGAUCGUGCACAACUUGAGGACUUUAAUGAUAUUGAGGCAUUACAAUGUUUCUUCCAGGUUGGCACUGACACUCAUGAUGGCUCACCAGUCUUCCUUCUAAUAGGCUCAUCACUACCUGUUGGCAAAGAAGGUCUAAACAAGCUGUUGGCCUACAUGUGUAAACUACUUGAACCCAUUGUAACAGGAUCACAAUAUACUCUAGUAUACUCACAUCACUUACUAUCUGCUGAUAGUACUCCAGAUAGAGCAUGGUUAAUGAACACAUAUAACUUGUUACCAAGAAAUUACAAGAAGAACUUAAAGAACAUGUAUAUCAUUCAUCCUUCGACAUGGCUGCGAAUGAUGUUCAUGGCUUUGUCACCAUUCAUGAGUGAGAAGGUUUGGAACAAGGUUGUAUACAUUGAUUAUUUGCAAGAGUUGCCAAAUACUUUGAACAAGGAGUUGAUCAAGGAUAAACUGCCAGGUGUUGUAAAGGUACAUGACGUACAAUUGCUAUCACAGCCAGAGGUCGUAGAGCAGGUGGCCACAACAAUGGAGACAUUGGGCAAGGAGAUGAUGUCAUCGUUUGCCAUGCCAACCUCUAGUCUAUACGGCUCGUCCGAUCCACAGAACUGG
Messenger RNA from Acytostelium subglobosum LB1, 720 nucleotides. RefSeq lists its product as hypothetical. The record is from RefSeq and is a predicted model, not a curated record. Lineage: Eukaryota; Evosea; Eumycetozoa; Acytosteliales; Acytosteliaceae. The transcript has 3 exons. The annotation marks the transcript as partial.